AUGGGGAACACAAGCUCUUUGAACGAAGUCCCCACAGACGGCGCCAAAAUGUUGAACGUCGUCGAACCUACAGAACUCUCACACCGAAGGGGGUCUCCGGUGAAGAGCCUCCGAUGCUUAAAUGAAGGUGGUUAUAAGGCGUGGACCACUCGGGUGAUGCCGCGUGGUUUUACCCAUGCUUUUGACCUUGAUUACCUUGAGGUGAACACUCCUCAAUCGUCGAGUCCUGUUAUCCAACUCACUUGGCCAAAGGAUCGACCAGAUGCUCUCUCGAGUUCUCGUCUCCUGCUCGACCUGAUGACCAUCCCGGUUCAACUCGGAUGCCUCUCCGAUCUAGUUGACCAAAGGACCGUGCGCCAGAAAUCGGACGAUUCAGUUAAAGAACCACCAAACAAGACACAGAAGCGGGUUACUGCUAUUAACAGAGACCUUCCUCCCCCUAAUGAGCAGUUCCUACAUGAUUUUGAGCAGAUACAGCGUCAGUUUCCUGACCAGGAGCAACUACGUGCUGUAACAGAAUCUGUUUUGAUAUCUCUAGUUAUCCAAUGCUGUGGUCAUGCUCCCAGAGCAGAGUUCUUGCUCUUUGCUCUACGUAGUCUGUGCAAUAUUGCAUGCAUAAACUGGGAUACCUUCUUGCCUUCUCUUCUUUCUUCUGUUUCCUCUGCCGAGGCCCCCAGUGUUGGUCAGGGCAGUCAAACAGCAGCUGCUACUACUACUUCAGGCACCUCAUCCCAGUCAAAUGCCGUUCCCAAUUCCACUAAUUUUCAGCUAUCAAGUUCCGCUUCACCUUUGCCUUCGGUUCAUGGUGUUGGAUCCCCCAUACAGUCAGUGCCUGAGCCGUCAUCUGGUGCCAAAUCGUCUCCAAUGAAAUCCACUGAUAUCAACGGUCAACAGUCAGCUAAGUCCACCUUCUUCGCGAGAGAAAAUGCCUUAAGCAGUCUACGCCAGCUGUCCUGCAAGAUUAUUUUGAUCAGCCUCGAAUCUGAUCUUAUGCCUGUCACGCGCGCGGAUAUCUUUAACCACAUGUUGAAUUGGCUCGUUAAUUGGGAUCAGAAACUGCAGGGUGUCGAUGAGUUCGACAGUGCGAAAUCCUGGAGACCAGACAAGGCUCUCGUCGAGUGGCUGCACAACUCGUUAGACGUGAUUUGGCUUUUGGUCGAGGAUCAUAAAUGCCGUGUGCCCUUCUAUGAGCUGAUACGUAGUGGAUUGCAGUUUAUUGAGAAUAUACCGGAUGAUGAGGCGCUGUUCACCCUUAUCUUAGAGAUUCACAGAAGGAGAGAUGUGAUGGCGACCCAUAUGCAGAUGUUAGAUGCACACCUUCACUGCCCUACGUUUGGAACCCCCCGACUUUUGCCUCAGGCCCCUGCUAACAUAUCUGGCGAAACAGUGACUAACAUGAGAUAUUCUCCCAUCACGUAUCCUAGUGUGCUUGGAGAGCCUCUGCAUGGAGAGGAACUUGCGGCAUCAAUUCAGAGAGAGAGUCUUGACUGGAAACGAGCUCUGAGAUGUCUGAGACAUGCUUUCCGCAACACCCCAUCUCCCGACUGGUGGAGACAAGCAAACUGUUGGCAGGAGUGGCUUAUCUUUUCAGAUGUGUUCUUUUUCCUCAUGAAACAUGGAUGCAUUGAUUUUGUUGAUUUUGUCGACAAGCUAGUUUCUCGACUCCAAGGUGGUGGUGAUCAACAUAUUCUGAGGACAAAUCACGUUACAUGGUUGCUAGCACAAAUUAUUCGUGUUGAGCUUGUCAUGAAUGCUCUAAAUUCAGACUCGAGAAAGGUGGAGACGACCAGAAAAAUCCUUUCAUUCCAUAAAGAAGAUAGAGGUUCUGACCCUAAUAAUUCCCAAAGUAUCUUGCUGGAUUUCAUUAGCAGUUGUCAGAAUUUAAGAAUUUGGUCACUGAACACAUCAACCAGAGAAUAUCUGAAUCACGAGCAACUUCAAAAGGGGAAGCAAAUAGAUGAAUGGUGGAGGCAGGUUAGCAAAGGUGAACGAAUUAUGAAUUAUAUGAAUAUGGACGAAAGAUCUGUUGGGAUGUUUUGGGUGGUAUCGUAUACCAUGGCACAACCUGCUUGUGAAACAGUCAUGAAUUGGUUAACAUCUGCUGGAAUAACAGAGAUGUUACCGGGAACAAAUAUGCAGUCGAAUGAGAGAUACAUGGUGAUGCAGGAAGUUAGCCCAUUGCCCAUAUCUUUGUUAUCUGGAUUUUCCAUAAAUUUAUGCUUGAAACUGGCAUAUCAGAUGGAAGAAUCUAUGUUUUCAGGACAGGUUGUGCCUAGCAUUGCAAUGGUCGAAACCUAUGUUCGUGUCUUGCUCAUUGCUCCUCAUGCAUUGUUCCGUUCACUCAUGACGCUUCUGACCCAGAGGAAUCAAAAUCCGCUGAGCAAACCUGCUGCUUUGAUUUUGGUUUUUGAAAUUCUUAACUACCGUUUACUAUCACUCUACAGGUACCAAGGAAAGAACAAAGGGUUAAUUCAUGAUGUCACAAAAAUUAUUGCUACACUGAAGGGAAAGCAUGGAGACCAUCGUGCUUUUAGGCUGGCCGAAAAUUUAUGCAUGAAUCUAAUACUAUCAAUGAGAGAAUUUUUUAAUGUAAAGAGGGACGGAAAGGGCCCAACUGAGUUUACUGAGACACUAAAUCGAAUAACUGUAACUAAUCUUGCCAUCAUCAUCAAAACUCGUGGGAUUGCAGAGGUUGAACAUAUGUUUUACCUCCAAACAAUGUUGGAACAGAUACUGGCCACCAGUCAACAUGUAUGGUCUGAGAAAACACUCCGCUAUUUCCCUAAUAUUUUGCGCGAGGCGUUGGCUGGGCGUGUAGAUAAGAGAGGUUUGGCCAUUCAAUUAUGGCAGCAGGCAGAAGCAACUGUGAUCCAUCAAUGUAAUCAACUUCUUUCUACUAAUACUCAAUCCGAAUAUGUGACGACUUACAUAAAGCACAGUUUUCCUCAGCAUCGCCAGUAUCUCUGUGCUGGAGCAUGGGUACUUAUGUAUGGAUCCGAAAGCAUUAACGUUGCACAUCUUGAUCUCAUGCUGAAAGUAUGCAACAACCUCGCCUUCUUUAUUUGGACCCAUGAACUAAUACCUUUAGACAUUUUACUGUUGGCACUUAUUGACCGUGAUGAUGAUCCCAAUGCUUUGCGGAUUGUGAUAAAUAUACUUGAUAGCAAAGAGCUUCAACAAAGAGUGAAAAUUUAUCUUAUGAAUCGUGGUCCACCCGAGCACUGGCUUUUCUCUGGAACUUUCAAGCGUGUUGAAGUGCAAGAGGCUCUUGGAUUACACUUGUCGUAUAAAGAAAGCAAUUUUACUUUAGUGUCGUUGUUGAAGGCUUUGCCUUUGAGCUUCAUACGAGCUAGUGAAAUAUAUGAAAUUUCCCAGGUUGCUUGGCAUUGGACCGGUUAUGCUCUUGUUUUUGUACUUUGUACACUUAGGGCGUGCUUGUUUAUGAAAUAUUUCAUUCAAAGGAGGUUGCUCCCAGUGAUUCCCAUGAUCGUGUAUAGGCUUAUCGAAAACGAUGCUAUCGAUGCUGCCGACAGAGUCCUACAAGUUUACUCAACUUUCCUUCAUUACUAUCCUUUGAAUUUCACAUUUGUGCGCGACAUACUUGCCUAUUUCUACGGCCAUCUUCCUGGGAAACUCAUUCUCCCAAUUUUGCAUGUCCUCGACCUUAAGAAGAUCCCUUUCUCAGAGUCGUUCCCUCAGCACAUCAACUUGGCCAAUGCUCCCAUCUGCCCUCCGCCGGACUACUUUGCGACCCUUCUGCUUAAUCUGGUCCAUCACGUGAUCCCUCGCCUGAGCAGCAAUUCUUCCAAAAACGGGCAGUUGGAGGAGGAUAAAGCCCAGUGGGCCCCACCCCACAAGUCUCCCCAGUCAACCUCACAGCACCCCACCUCCACCUCCCCUCCUCCUCUUCCCGAAGCCGGCCAAAAGCCGUUCUACCAGGUUCAAGAUCCCGGCACUCACACGCAGCUCAUUCUAGAAACUUCCGUCAUCGAAAUCCUCUCUCUUCCCGUCACCCCUUCCCAAAUCGUGUCCUCACUCGUCCAAAUCGUGGUCCACAUACAGCCCACUCUCGUCCAGUCCAAUAACGGGCCUGCCUCGGGCUGUGUGCUCCCAACUUCUCCUUCUGGAGGGAGCACCGACUCGUUGGGCCCCACACGGCCCACUUCUGCUGGAUCGGGCCUGACAACAACCAACUUUGUGUGGCGAAGUGGAUACACGUGCCAGCAGCUGUCCUGCUUGUUGAUCCAGGCUUGCGGCCUUCUUCUGGCCCAGUUGCCGCCGGAUUUUCACGUACAGCUGUAUAUGGAGGCUGCUCGUGUGAUAAAGGAGAGCUGGUGGCUUGCGGAUGGAAAAAGGUCGGCUAGCGAACUCGAGUCUGCCGUUUGCUAUGCGCUGUUGGACCCAUCGUGGGCCGCGCAAGACAAUACCUCGACUGCUGUUGGUAAUGUGGUUGCAUUGCUACAUGCUUUCUUCAGUAACCUUCCACUAGAGUGGAUGGAAGGAGCACAUGUUAUAGUUAAGCACCUAAGGCCCGUGACAUCAAUAGCUGGAUUGAGAAUAGCUUUUCGUAUUAUGGGUCCGUUGCUCCCCCGAGUUGCCAAUGCUCACACCCUCUUCAGUAAGAUAUUGUCACUUCUUCUAAGUGUCAUGGCCGAUGUCUUUGGGAGGAACGUGCAGCCACCUGCUCCUAUUGAAGCAUCAGAAAUAGCCGAUAUUAUAGACUUUCUGCAUCACAUUGUUCACUACGAAGGACAAGGAGGCCCUGUGCAAGCUAGCAGCAAACCGAGGCCCGAAGUCCUUGGUCUCAUGGGCCGAGCAGCUGAAACUUUACGUCCAGACAUACAGCAUCUCCUUACUCACUUGAAAGCUGAUGUCAACAGUUCAGUAUAUGCUGCUACUCAUCCAAAAUUUGCUCAGAACAAUGCCAAUUGA
Striga asiatica is the source of this 4932-nucleotide messenger RNA. The record is from the annotation of a GenBank genome assembly. Lineage: Eukaryota; Viridiplantae; Streptophyta; Magnoliopsida; Lamiales; Orobanchaceae.